Molecule: messenger RNA, 3859 nt
Organism: Cryptococcus deneoformans JEC21
Lineage: Eukaryota; Fungi; Basidiomycota; Tremellomycetes; Tremellales; Cryptococcaceae
Exons: 7
Coding region: 1247-3640 (797 amino acids)
Biological process (GO): regulation of transcription by RNA polymerase II; cell differentiation
Molecular function (GO): RNA polymerase II cis-regulatory region sequence-specific DNA binding
Source: RefSeq, a predicted model, not a curated record
GUUCUCGUCUAGCAUUCUCAGCUAAAAACGUCUUUUGCACCAACUAAACCGCGCAUUGCCCCUUCUGCGGGUUCGUCCCAAUCAACUGAGGUGCGAAUCUUUCCAUUGCGGCCGUUCUUCGCAUAUCCCCUAUCGACGUUCAAUUUACGAAUGCUCUAACUCAGUCAUCCUCCCUCUCACCUUGCAAAUUGCACGGUACUCGAGCAUCCCAAUCUCCAAAAAACACACAUACCACCCAUAAAAAGUCAUUGCACCUGAAGGGCAUGCACUUAUUAUUAUACGCUAUACGCAAAUCACGGAAGGCUCGCCCAAUAUGCCAAACUUGACGACAGAUGAUGAUCAAAGACACCAUCUGCCGGGCCUGGAUCAGCGGCUCGAGGGCUAGGGCAUGAGGGGGGAAAGUUAUGUCAGGGCUUUCAGGGACGCGGUCAAAGAGCUUGGGAGGGCGAGGGACGACGAGUGACGAUAGCCGGAGACGAGGGAGAAGUAAAGACUGUCGUCACAUCGCGCCUUUGAAGGACUUGAUUGACAAAGCAACAACAACAUCAGACAACGUGCAUCUGUGUUUCAGUGGACAUGAGCGCUUCCGGUGGAAAUAGAGAUCGACAUCCUUAAACAAGCGUGAGCCCAGGAGCUUCCCUACGAGAAGCAUCUUUGAAGCUCGUGCAGUCGAGCACCAUGUAUCGGAUAGCUUGAUAAGCGACGACCACCUUCGUUCAUUUUCUUUUCCCUUCGGCCCACCCCUCCCUCUCCUGAGCAGUGCUCUUCGCUAUCCAUCCCUCAUAUCGGCCUGCCCGCCCAAAGGCUUACCUUCCGUUUAUACCGAUUCAUUCUUUCUUUGACCCCUUUGUCUUGGGAGCUGUCCGAUCUUGAGCUUCAUUUUCACAUCCAGGCUAUGGUACACUGUGCAUCAGACUCAUAAGGUCAGUUACUGAAGCUCAGGACGAGAUUCAGAUAUCACUGUUUUAUCAUCCUUUGGUGUUCAAAAUAUCCGCAUCACACUAAAGAAGCCUUUGCCUCUCCUUUAUUCUCCAGCCUAGGUAAUGUCAAAUCUGGAAUGGGUUGUCUAAUAUAUGACCUUGACUGUGCGCAAGCGCUCUCGUGAUGUGCGAGUGGCUAUAUUCUGCCGGCUGUUCUUUCAGUUGUCCAACUUAUUGUCACUCUUUGUCCCUAUCUGUCGUUUGAAGUAUAUUCCGACUCGCCGCUUGCAACCAUCUGUCAUCCGAGUGCAAGUAGUCUUCGCAAAAUGGUCGACCUAUCUGCGCUUUCUAUCCCCCAAUUCUCCUCCUUAAGCCCUUCGGACGGCUUCUCACCUUUGAAGCAUGCUUUUGGUCCUUCCCGACCACUCAGCAUCGCACCAUCUGAUUCUUCAUCAGAGCCUUUAACGGUAUCUCCGGCAGGGACCAAAACUUCCUGGGCGCUUAUCUCUUACUCAUCUUGUUGUCCCGAUAACUCGCAAGAUAUCAUCGACCGUUCUCCCUUUCCCACUUCUACAAAUUUUACCAGUUCCUUCUCUAUGUCUCAAUCGCAGCAAAAUAAUGAUACAUACUCGUACCGUAUGACACCUAAUACUGGCACCAGCCAGUGGUCUCAAUCACCAACCGCAGACAACUCAUUCAUCUCCUCACCUUUGACAAAGAGCAUAGCCUUUCAAAACGGUCUGACAGGCAUUUCUCCCAUGUUUGCGACUUUCAAUACCACUUCUAUCCCCAAUGCAAGUUACCCUACAGCCGCCCAUCCUAUUAAUCCUUCUUGCCCCAUGCCAGUUCGAGGCUACUCUGCAAGCUCCGCCGUGCAUUCGCCUAACCGGCGUCGGUCCUCCACACUCGUCACCCUUUCUUCGCCAUCACCAAUGACGCCUCCAUUCAACCACUACCCCUACCCUCCUCUACACAUCUCUUACCCAAGCACGCCAUCCUCCGUUUCAGCGAGAAAUCUCUUCCGGCAACCAUCAAUACCGGCGUUUUCGGAGAACAAGAGGAUAUUUCAUCCUUCCCCAGCGGGGAAAACGCCUGCUACUGGAGCAAAACUGACCCAAUUGCCUUACGAGCAUGGAUAUGAAGGAGGGUCUCAAUUUGGAUCUGGAAAUAUGCUUGGAGGAAUGGGCAUGAAUAUGGAAACUGGUAAUCCUUUAAGUCUCAAUAUGUUCCCACAGAUGAAUACAGGCUUUCGUCCAGGGAAUGGACAAGAAUUCAAGUUGCCGAGGUUUAAACCUACAAAGGAGCAGUUGGAAAUCCUCAUCAAAUCGUAUGAAGAGAACAAAACUCCAGACGGUCCAACUCGGGAAGCACUUGCAAAAAAGCUUGGCCCGGACGUGCGUCCCAAAACUCUGCAGAUUUGGUUCCAAAAUCGUCGUUCAAAAUCUCGCGCGAAGGAGCGCGAUGCGGCCAAUAUUCCAAAACCUUUACAAACCAACAGUCCGACCAUCAAGCCGUCUGCGCAGGGACACGAGAAGGGUAAAAGUGGACCAACAAGAUCAACUAGCGGGGGGCCGGGUGAAAUGAAACAAGGAGGGGUUAAUAUAGAGCGUUUAAACAGCCUUAUCCAUGAUGAUGAUCCGAGCUUGUCCAUCCUCCCCAUCACUGUGCUUUCGAUUGCCAAGUGGACUAGGUUCCUCACCCCUGGAACAGGCAAUAUAUGCCCCGACCUAGCUGCUUCUAUCCGUUUCCGUUCAGCCUCCACUCCUUCCCAUCCCUCCCCUCUCUUACCCACGCUGCACCUCUACGUCCUCCACACUACCAUCUUUCGUAUCGACAUUCCCCUGUCCGCCUCUGUCAUCUCCAAUCUCCAAGCGACGAAUAACCCAUCAGUCAUUACAGAUGCAGUGGCUGUGCGAUUCGAACUUGGACGAGGUCAAGUAAGAUUUGCGUGUUGGAUAGAUGAAGAAGGCGCGGGAUGGAAGGAAGUCGGUGAUUUUACGGGAGGCGAAGCUGGAGCCGGGGGUAGAGUCGAGUUGACCGGACCGGCCUCUAUAUUACUACCAGCCUUUUCUACAGUCCAACAACUCCUCACGAAUACCGCCUAUCCAACUCCUAUUUCCAGUUUCCUCAUCUCCGGGCCCAUCUCUAUCCACCCAAAGCCUAUCAAUGCCUUGCAUCUCCCCACCAAUGCCAACACUCAGUCUCACUCCAAUCCAACCUCAACCCCACCUUCCUUUUCCUCACCUCCCAACCUUACCGCCACGCCGCCCCUUCCACUUUCAAGUGUCAGCGUCGAUACAGACAUGAUGUCCCGCUCCCAUCAAGGGCAACAAGCUGCUACACUAGCUCCAGCAGGACAUCAGAGACAGCGGUCCUUCUCACAACCGAUCUUUCCGACAUCUGCAUUGAUCAGCGGUAUGAUGCCCAUUGACACGAGCUUAUCGAGUACUGCACCAAUUGAUAAAACUACCAGGGACUCUCUCACGAUGCGUCCGUCGGUCAAUACAACAUUGCAGGCUAGUGCACAGAGCAGCUUUGAACCCUCACCCGUUUCGUUCAUCGGGAAUAGCGGCCAUAGUCAAACCCCUGUAACAGGCUCGUUCAAUGGGAACGCAACAGUUCUAGGGACCGACCAGCUCUGGGAGUCUCCAGGCGGUCUUUCGGACAGCACAAGCCUGACAUUAAACAUCAACGAAUUCGAGUUGGUUGAAAAAAAAUAACAUGAAGAUGGGUACCCCGGCUUCUAUGGCUUCUUCCGCAGAAGGGCAAAGUACCAUUAAGCAGAAAGAUUCGUAGGCACCUGAUGACAUUGACUUCAACCGAACACUGCUUAGAGGAAAAAAAUCGGGCGGCUCUGUUAAUUACCAUGUCGUUAUAUAUUUGUUCAUUUCAGCAUCUUUCAAAAAGAGUUUGUAAGGCUAAUACUGUCUCUAUACCAA